Bombyx mori (domestic silkworm) is the source of this 4819-nucleotide messenger RNA. RefSeq lists its product as uncharacterized. The transcript has 2 exons. NCBI's taxonomy places the organism in Eukaryota, Metazoa, Arthropoda, Insecta, Lepidoptera, Bombycidae. Bases 3098 to 4282 code for a protein of 394 amino acids. The record is from RefSeq and is a predicted model, not a curated record.
UUUGCUUGUAUGUGUGGACGAGCUCACGGUCCGCGUGAUGUUAAGUGGUUACCGGAGCCCAUAGACAUCUACAAUAUAAAUGCUGCUACCCACCCGAAACGAACUUAUUCUAACCAAAUCAAAUGUGCACUUAUAUAUAAAUAAAAACAUUUCAAUUGGCGUCACACCCAUAAAUAAUACACAUAUAUUAGUUAGAGAUGAGCAACUCAAGCACUCAACAAAAAUGUUUACGGGCGCCGGCCACUAGAUGGCCUCGUUUUGAUUAGUUUCUCAUUGGUCCUGUUGAUGGCAGUAACAUACUACCUAUGCUAUAUUUUAUUUUUAAAUGAAGGAUUUUGUAAAUCUUGAGAAACCACAAAUUGAUAAAAUUUAAUCAAUAUGUCUCUAACAAAUUUAAGACUUGUUAGAUUUGUAUUUUUUUUUUAUUUUCUAUGUUUAGUUAUAUCUAUAUAUUAAUACGUGAAGCAAAAACUUUGUAUCCCUUUUUACGAAAAUUGCGCGGACGGAGGAGUAUGAAAUUUUCCACACUUAUAGAGAAUAUAGAGAAGAAGUGUACAAUGUUAAUAGUUUUUUAAAAUAAUGCAUAAAAGAUACAUUAAAUCAAUAAAGAAAACAUUACACACAUUACCAUGUAUUUGACACAACACAUAUAUAUAAAUAUACUCUUUGUUUAUUGUCAAUUGUAAAACUUUUGUUAGUGUUUAAAGUCUGUGGUCAAAUUGAGAAUAGAUGAAUAUUGUUUGUCUUUAUUUAUUAUUUAUGUAUAGUGUAGUUUUGGCGAAAUCUGUGGUUAUAUUAUAUAAGUACAAUAGUAUUUGACAAUAGAACCAUAAUAAUGUUUAAACAUAAAAUUUCAAUUGAUUAAAGUCGAAUUUCGACUUCUACGGGACCACUAGUAAUAAUGAAAUACCUUAACUUUAAUAAUAUAUAAGUUUACGGGCCUCCGCUACAAGAUGUCGCUAGGUACCAUACAAAAUAAAAUACUUGUCUUAAAGUACCGCAGUUUCAGGGACCUGGUCACACCUCUCAUCUUCUGUCUUCUUAAGUACUUUCUCGAAAUUUUCAUGACAAAUGCGCCCUAAAAAAAAAAAAAUUAUUGCAAUGAAAAAAUCAAACAUCACAUACUUGUCAAUGCUAUUGGACAGGUUCAAUUAUAUUAUAUCAAAGUUGAUUUUAUGUUUUAAAUCCAAAUAGGGUUUUACAGGCGUGUCCCUUAUUCAUACAUCCAUCUAUUCGGAAAGCAAUUUUAUCAUUCGGAUGUAAUAACAUUAAAUAGUAUUUUUCUACGAAUGUACAUUAUAAAGAUUUUUAAAGAUAUUUUGAAUCUGUCAUAAUAAUUUAUUAGGACUUUUUUCCUACCUAUGCUGAUAGCCUUGAGAGGCUAUUUAAUUUUCAGCUUCUACUUGACGUGUAGGUGAGCUCACGGGGCUCAAACCGGGAGUGUUGCUAACACUGGCCCUAGCAAGAGUAGAGCUUCCCUGAAUCUACCACCGGAUCGGAAACGCGACCCACUGAGAAGAUCCGGCGAGAAACUCCCACUGAGUUUCUGCUGAGCUGGCAUUAAGACUAGAACUAGGAGAAAGGUCUGCAGUAUUUAUUAAACAGAUUACAGACAUUUCGCGGGUUUUUAAGAUUUUAAACUAUUAUUGAUUGUCCUUUUUUUAUUUGGUUUUCUAUAAAAGUGUGUUUUGUAAACCUUAUACAUACCUUAAUAUGGUGUAAAAAUAGAACAUCAACACGUCAAUAAUAAGCUAUUAAUUUGUACAGCGGUUGAAUUAGGCUUUGUUAAUAUUGUGGAAGAGCUGUUAAAAUUGGGAGGUAAUUCCGACAAAAAAUCGAUAAUCCUGAUUAUCCUGAUUAUCCUACUAAUUCUGCUAUCGUGGCUAUCGUGCUCUGAGGAACUGUUCGAGAUGAUACCGACGUCUCGUUUUUACCAUCGCACCGCCCGCCACCGGAGUAGAGUUCAUCCAUACUACCUGGAGCCACUGCGGUCAUCCACAGUGCGUUUCCAGAGGACUUUUUUGCCACGUACCAUCCGGCUAUGGAAUGAGCUCCCCUCCACGGUGUUUCUCGAGCGCUAUGACAUGUCCUUCUUCAAACGAGGCUUGUGGAGAGUAUUAAGCGGUAGGCAGCGGCUUGGCUCUACCCCUGGCAUUGCUGAAGUCCAUGGGCGACGGUAACCACUCACCAUCAGAUGGGCCGUAUGCUCGUUUGUCAACAAGGGCAAUAAAAAAAAAGUAAUUGAAUUAUCAUCGGUCCUUGAUAAGUAUGCCAAGUGUCGGGUUGAUCCGACAUUUUCAAGGGAAUCAAAAUGAUUUUCAAAGUUUUUUUUUUACUUAUUUUUAUUGCUUAGACGUGUGGACGAGCUCACAGUCCACCUGGUGUUAGUUAAGUGGUUACUGAAGCCCAUAGACAUCUACAACGUAAAUGCGCCACACACCUUGAGAUAUAAGUUCUAAGGUCUCAGUAUAGUCACAACGGCUGCCCCACCCUUCAAACCGAAACGCAUUACUGCUUCACGGCAGAAAUAGGCGGGGCGGUGGUACUUACCCGCGCGGACUCACAAGAGGUCCUACCACCAGUAAUUACGCAAAUUAUAAUUUUGCGGGUUUGAUUUUUAUUACACGAUGUUAUUCCUUCACCGUGGAAGUCAAUCGUGAACAAUUGUUAAGUACGUAUUUCAUUAGAAAAAUUUGUACCCGCCUGCGGGACUCGAACAUCGUUGCAUCGCUAGAUACGAAUGCACCGGACGUCUUAUCCUUUAGGCCACGACGACUUCAAGUUUCCGUUAAACAUACGUGUGAAGUUAAUAAAAGCGUGUUAAAAAGAAUCAUUAUUGUCCACUUUAAAACUGCUUGCGUAAUUAGAUUUAUAUUAUUUAUCAUAUAAUUUUUAAUAUGAGAAAUAUUAUAAUUGAUUACCAACACAGAUAAGUUUUACGCAAAUUAUCGACAAUCGGAAUGCAAUUUUUUGUUUGAAAAUCAUUAUUUUAUCGUGACUUUAAUUGUUUCAUAACUUUAUUAAUUUUUAAGUAUAUAAAGUUGAAUUUUUAUAUCACUACGUAUAUUAUUAAUUCGAUAUUGUUUUUGUAAGAACGAUGGAGCGUAUUGUUCCUUUAAUAUUUCUCACUUUGUUUUGUGUGUUUGCGGAUUCACAAGUGAUCUCAUCGUUUAAAACAACAAAAACAAAUAAAUUCAGAUUGCCGCUAUGCGGCUGUCAAAAACAACUAGAAAUGCCAAAUUAUGGAUCCGGGGUGCCAAUUGAUUCGAACUUCAAUUGUGGCUGUAUAGAUGCUUGCGGGUGCCAAGUCCCGUAUCUAAACAUUCUAGAUUUACCUUUUCUAGCAUCAUUUGCCAGUUCUAUACCUAUCGAGGCUUAUAGUUAUUUAUUGCCAGAAGUCGGUGACUUCGUUCGCGCUCCAAUACCUCGAGUACCAUCAUCCGUCGCAGAUGUACCGAAUUGCGUAUGCCAAAUGCCGAACUGCGGAUGCCAUAUUGCCGAUUGUGGAUGCCAACGAAACAAAUUCGGUGGCCCGGUUCAGAAUUAUAGAUAUCCGCUGAAUAAAUGUGAAUGCAGGAUUCCGGAAUGCGCAUGCCAAGGUUUUGGUUACGGAUGCCCGAAUUGCGCUCGGCCAUUGACAGAAUGCAGAUGCCAAAAUUUGAACUGUGGAUGUCAAGCAGGAGCUUGUAACUGCCAGAAUAGCCCAUGCACUUGUCAAAUUAGCUCGUGCACUUGCCAAAGCAGCCCAUGCACUUGUCAAAGUAUCCCGUGCGCUUGCCAAAGUAGCCCAUGCACCUGCCAAAGUAACCCAUGCACCUGCCAAAGUAACCCAUGUACUUGCCAACGUAAUCAAUGUACUUGCGAGAGUGACCUCGGUAUUUGCAAGGCCCUACAAAUGCCAAACAUCAUUGAUUUCUUGACUUCAAUAGAAAUGCCUUACCCUCAAAGUACUUACAGUCCUCCCUACGACUUUACCUCUUACUACGGAUUAUCUGUGCCAAGCUGCAACUGUCAACCAAACUGCGCCUUUGGCCCGGUUCAAUUACUACCAAACCCAUACGACAGUCCGCCUUUUGAUAUGUUUGGAUACAACUACGAUCUACCUGCCUGCUCGUGUGGAUGCCAUUUGGAAAUUCCAAUAAGUGGAUUGGAGCUACCGAAGUGUGCUUGUCAGUUACCGAACUGCUGUUGCCGAGACGGGAUAUGUAACUGCGGGAUGGACUGCGGCUGCGGGUGUGGGAAAUAUCUACGUCAGAUCACAUUGCAACCGCCAUUCUUGUGAAUCAUUAUCUAUAUAUUAAUACGCGAAGCAAAACUUUGUAUCCCUUUUUUACGAAAAUUGCGCGGACGGAGGAGUAUGAAAUUUCUCACACUUAUAGAGAAUAUAGAGGAGGUGUGCAGAAUGUGAACUUUUUUUUUAAUUGUGAACAAAAAAUAUAAUAAAUCAAUAAAUAAAACAUUACACACACUACUAUGUAUUGGACACACACGCGUGCACACUAUUUGUUUAUUGUCAAAUUUUUCUUAGUCUGUGGUCAAAUUGAGAUUAGAUUAAAUAUUGUUUGUCUUUAUUAAUAUUUGUCUAAAGUGUAGUCUUGGCGAAAUCUGUGAUUCUAAAAGUAUAAUAGUCUCUGACAAUAGAAUCAUAAUAUUGUUCAAACUUAUAAUUUCAAUUAAUAGAUAAUAUAUUAUAAUGUUUGAUGUGCACGAUUUUCAACUUUAUGUUAUCCGUCAAAAGUUCCAUUUUGAUUUGUUUGUUCUAUUGGUAAACUCAAAUUGAAUUUAUUUUGUAAGCUAAUAAUAAAAUAUAUUUUUAUAA